CUGUAAACAUAUAUACAUGUACAAUCCUGAUGUCAGUGCUUUUGAAAUCUUUCAGUGCAUGGUGAUGUUUGUAUUUGUGUAUCUCGAGAACGGAAUGGUGUUAUUCACCCAUAUCUGGAGAAUUAGUAUUUUGCAACGAGCUUUACCUACUUAUUUGGAACAAAAAUGCAUCCUUGUAGACCUCUAAAUCGUCUUCGAAUUUUCGUGAACAUAUUUAGGCGAACAAUCACACCUGUUCGUUGAAUGAGCAAGAAUCUGACAGUUGUGAAGAGCUAAGUGUGAACACACUCUUGGGCUCCGGCUGUUGCUGUUGCGCGCCAUCAAACGGUCAUCACCAUGACAAUCUUCCUAGCAAUGUAUGUCUGCACCGUGAACUUUGGAUAUAUGACCUCGCAGUUUACCUACAAACAGUGACAUUCGUGUGACACAGAAUGAUAUGAGUGGACUGGAAUGCAAGGAAUUACAUCAACUUUACCUUGACCCUCGUCCAUGACCUGGCGCAAGCUGCAAGGUGUUGUGUCAGUGACGUCAGUCUGACCUCUUACCUGACACCACCACCGGUUGUUGGGUCACGGUGACCUCGCACACAUCAAGCAUGCCAGAGGUCGUGCAUUCCAGGAUGCCUCGCGAUCUCAAGCCCUUGUCUCACCUUCUGGUCGGAACGGACCGGAGAAAUAUAAGACCUCGACCUGGCAAAGGUCGGCGGCAGGUCACUGGGUCACAGGUCACUCCUGACAGUGGGAUGAGAAGAAUUCACAAACUGAUGAAGCUUGCAGAAGAUGGUCGAAGGAGAAGCACAGUGCUGCCUCCCCUCGAGUCCGAGCCCAGCUUCAGUCGGUCGCCGCGCAAGGGUUACACGGGCAACUCCUUCACGGAGGAGAAUGAAGGCGGAAAAAAGCUCAGGCGGGUGAGCAUGGAGUUAGACCGGAAAAUCAUCAGCCACUUGCGGCGGGACCUCGCCAAACGAAUAGAGAAGCGGUUACAUCUUCUUUACGAUCCUAACUUUGUCGAAGGGGAGGAAUUGGAUGAUGAGAGCAGCCAACAGCCAGAAGCCCCGAGCAGACAACUGUCGCGACACGAAAGAAAGCCGAGCAUUUUCUUCAAAUACUCCGAGAUCGGAGAAAAGGUGGCCGACGACCGCAAGCCUAGGAAGUCCAUGUCGAAGUCCCGGAAGCCGAGCUACUCCAGAUCUCGCCCUUCUGUCACCGGUGAUUCAUUGGUCAACGGACUCUCCAAAGAGCCAGCCUCGUCACAGAACGGACUGCAUGGCAGCCAGCAAGAAAAGUCGUUUGGAAAAGGAAUUCCUUUGCCUCGGAUUGGUAAAACAAGCGCUGCUGGCCAAGAAGUCCAUCCCAGGCGCUCUUCUGUGAAGGGAAAGCGAAAAGUGUCUGUAUUUGAACCGACAGAUUCUGGGGAAGACAUUCAGCACGAUUCAGCCAAAGGCGAAGAAACGCCGAUGGCAGGGAACAGUGGACAGAAUACAUUGGGUGUCGAUGGCGACCUAGAACAGGACCUUAAGGAAGAGCAAGGACCACCUGCGCAGGUGCAGCCUGUGGAAGAGGAGGAGGAGGUAGAGGAGAUGGAGGUGACAUUUAGGUCCAUCAACAUCUCCCCUGUACCUACACCCGUUGUGCACCGACCGGAGACCCGCGAGAUGACGCGGCUGAGUCUUAGAGACUAUGUCACGCAGGUGCUGGGAGGUCAUGUUCAUCGCAGGUGCCCACCUGACAACAGGGUCAUCAGGCUAUAUGUCUUGUCUGGCUUUACAGACACUGUGGUUGAGAGGACUGUGCUGAUGGAGGAGGUGUACCCCAGACUACGUGAGUUUUGUCAGCUUAAGGGGCGGGAACUGGAAGUGUGCGACCUCCACUGGGGACUGAGAGACCACGUGUCCGACGAUCACCGGGUGCCAGAAAUCAUUUGCAAGACUCUGGCCCGGUGCCAGGAGUGCAAUGUGGGAGUAAACCUCUUGAUUUUGCUGGGACAAAAGUAUGGCGACUACAUUCUGCCACCGGAGAUUCCAGCGGAAGAGUUUGAGAACUUCAUUUUGGCAGGGAGGAUGUACAGCGAGAAACAAAUGCGCUUCAUCCGCCAGAAGCAUCGCCGACAUUACGAGGACAAAGGCAUCGGACGUCACACCGGAGAUGUCGCUCCAGAAAGGUCCUACCGCCGGCGAAACAGCGCCACCAGGCGAGAGCAGGCCGCCAUCCGGUCUCUAAAGGAGAGCGAAGAAGAUAUCCCGGAUGUAAACUAUUUGGAAACGUGGUAUAACCUGGACGAGAACUGUAACCCACCCGUCUUCCGGCUACAAAACAUCAGCACGGAAUUUAAAGACAUUCUCAGAAAUGAUGCAAACAAGCGACACCUGGCCAAGGUGGCCUGGCAGGCUACAGCUUCCCGAAUACUCAAAGUCUUGCACACGUUCGCCUCGGAAGUGACGAGGUCGCCAGCGGAGCGGAAGAAAUACUUCUCGUCCCUUCUAGAGAUGGAGCUGGAGCAGGCGCUGGAGUCGGAGCAGGACAAGUCUCAUGCCAUCUGCGCGCUCAGGACCUUUCGGGAGGUCACCGGGCGCGCCGGAGACCCUGCGGCGGAGGACUACUUUGAUGUGAUUGUGGGCAAGACUCGAACCAUGAACCCUGCUGCUGCCAAACGCUUGCAGCUCCUGCGGGAGGAGCUAGUGGCUCAGCGGCUCCCCCACUCCCAGGUUAGCGAAUUUCCAGUGGAGUGGGAUCCUCAGGGCAUGCGGACCAACGGACUGCGUGAUCACGUGGUCUACUUGGAACGCCUGUGCAAGCAGAUUCUGGAGACUGUGAAGCGGCGACUGUCGGAAUCUUUGGAAACCAGCGACGACAAAUCUUGGACAUCGCAGCUCUACCGUGAAGUCGCCCACCACGUGCGGUUUUGUCACGAGAGGGUGAAAAAGUUCCACGGUAGGAAAGACAUUCUCACAAUCAUCAAAUCUUACAUUCGUUCCAACACUCGUUUGCCCUUGGUGCUGUACGGGAAAACCGGAAGUGGAAAAUCCGCCAUCAUCGCCAAAGCAGCCAAAGAGAUCAACAAGUGGUGUAGAGGAAGUGACCGAGACAUCCGGGUGGUCGUUCGAUUCAUCGGAGUGACGCAGGAAUCUCGCAGUGUUCGCACUCUUUUGCGCAGCCUCUGCCUUCAGAUGUGUCACAUGUUCGCAAAACAACCAAUCAGAAGUGCCCACAGUAAGCAAGCGGCGAUCUCGCGUGACUACAAGGGACUAGUCAACGACUUCGGACACAGGAUGAAGCAGGCCACGGAAGACGAGCCUCUGGUUCUCCUGCUGGACGGAGUUGACUCCCUUACAGAUGACCACGACGGGCGCAAGAUGGCGUGGAUACCCCGAGAGCUUCCGGAGCACGUGCAUCUGGUGAUCUCCACAUCCCCGGAUGAGAAACUUGAUUGCCUGCCGGCACUCCGAAAAAUGUUGGUCGGGAAGGAAGACUGCCUGCUGGAGGUGUCUGAGUUGCCUGACAACGACGCAGCGGCUAUCGUCACUCACUGGCUCAACUCCGGCGGCCGAUGUUUGACCUCAGAACAGUUUGACAUCCUGAUGGCGGCGUUCGCCAAAUGCCCAGUCCCACUCUUCUUGAAGAUUGCCUACAACGAGACACUCCUGUGGAGAUCCUACACCCCACUUGCCACGUGCAAACUGGCCGACGGGAUCAAAAAGUUGGCUGUGCUGAGGUUCGGGAGGCUUGAACGAGACCACGGGGAGCCGCUCGUGCGCCGCGCCCUGGGUUACGUCACUGCUGCCCGCCAUGGCAUCACGAGCAGGGAGCUGGAAGACCUCUUGUCUCUGGAUGACGUCGUCAUGGAUGACGUCAGCGCCACCUACCGGCCUCCGAGACGUCGCCUGCCGCCGUUGCUGCUGGUGCGGUUGCUGGAGGACGCCGCCGACCUGCUGCUGGAGUUCGCCGCUGACAACGUCACGACCCUGCGUUGGGCGCAUGCGCAGUUUCAGGAGGCGGCCAAAGAGCGCUACCUGGACCAGCGGGACAAGGCGCCCUCCUACCACAAGGCGCUGGCCGAGUACUUCAUGGGCACGUGGGCCGGAAAACCCAAACCCUUCACGGGCAACGAGAAAGGUGCCGACCGGCUGGUGGCAGCACAGGAGCUGUACAUGGAGCCAGAAGACUCCCUGGGGGAUGGCUCUGACCGAGUGUACAACCUCCGCAAGAUCAACGAGAUGCCCUUCCACCUGCUGCACGCGCAGCUCCUGACGGAGCUCAAGUCUGUUGCUUUGCUCAGCUUUGAGUGGAUUCUGGCCAAGUUGUGUGGAACAACCUUGCGGGGGCUGCUGGAGGAGUACAGUGUCGCCAUUCAGGCCUGUCCUGAGGACCAAGAGCUGAAGAUACUGUCCGACACGCUGCAUCUGUCCGGCACAGCGCUGCAGAAGGACCCGCGGCAGCUAGCGGCUCAACUUGUCGGAAGACUUGAUGGAGUGAUUGCCCGCGAUACACCAAAAACUGCUGGCGAUCCUCGAAAGCUGCCCAACAUUUUGAAACUGGUGGAGGCCGCAAAAUCAUCGUCACUUCCGGCGCUGAUUCCAUCUGUGGAAUGUCUGACGCCACCUGGGGGCAUCCUGUUUGACCUUCUGUCGGGUCACACCGACCAGAUCACGGCUGUAACCCUGACGUCGGACGGCAUGCGCGCGGUGACGUCAUCGUUGGACAACACCAUCAAACUGUGGGACCUGCGCACGGGCCGCGUUGUGAGGACGCUAGACGGUGUGGGGGCCAACGUGACGGCGCUGCGCACGGCCAAGAGCAACUCCCUCGUCGUCACGGUAGAGGGCGCCGUCAUCCGGCUGUGGAGCGUGCGCACGGGCGCCUGCGUGCUGGUCGUGGACGAUCGGCCUGACCCAGCGGUCGUGUGCAUGGCUAAUGAGGGUCAAACACUGGCCGCCAUCUAUGAAGGCACCAACACCUUUCGGUCGUGGGAGAUGGAGGGCUUCAAGAAGCUGUGUGAGGUGGAUUCGCCCAACGAGAGAGGGGUGCACAAAGACCGCUCCAUUCUCAUCGCUGAUGCAGUCUACAACGACCUGGUGCUGCACGCCUUCCGUAGUGCCAACACGGCAACUGUUCAACAUGCACGCAGUGGUCGAGUUGUUCGCACGCUGACAUGUUUCGAAAAAGGAUCCUCCAUCACGGCCGUGGCUGUAUCGCGGGAGUACCACGUGAUCUGCUGUCGUCAGCAGUACAUGCAGCUGCACGAGGUCCACGUGCUUGAGCUCUUCGACCAGCGCAAGGGCGCCUACCUGCGGUCUGUGCGCGGAUGUGUACACGACCGGGUCACAGACUUGCAAAUAAACUUGGUCGGCAGCCAUGCGCUGGCCGUCUGCGCUUGGGAGAGCCAGCAAAUGUCCGACAUCGCCCUAUGGAACCUCGAGACGGAGGACCACAAGCAUCUGGCCAGACACCCCCUGGUGGCCAGCGCCGUGGCCUGCCUCGAUUUCAGGUUCUGUCUGACGGCAGCCAAGGGAGAGAACUCACUCAGGAUCUGGAACCUAGCCGGAAAGGUCAACCAACCUGCCCCUCGGCUGAAAAAACAACUGGGUGUGGCAGAUGUGAUGCCGAUGCUCGACAACCCUCGCUACGUGGUUGCCAAGGCCGUCAACCACGGACCAAUCAGCAUCUGGAACGUGGCGAAGGGCAAGUGUCUGCAGGCGGCAGUGCGGGUGGAGCGAGGGCUGACGGAAGCGUCUGACGCCGUUGUGGUGCGCAACACUCGUCUAGUCAUCCUGACCGAGCGCGGCUUCUCCAGCGCCACGGAGGACCCCCGGCCGGUAUUUCAGACGGUGCUAGUGUAUGACUUGAAGGCCAAGCGAUACGAGCGCCGGCUGAAGGACUGCUACAUUGUACCCUCCCUUUCUCACGAGUACGUCCUGCUGGACGGUGAACGUCUGCUGGGGCCGUCAGAAAACCGCUCGCACUUUAUAAUCUGGAGCCUGACGACCGGUCAAGUCGUCCAACGCAUAAAAACUAACUUCAAAGAGAUGGAGAGGAGGAAAAUGGAAGUGUCUGCAAUGGGAGCUGGACUGUUGGACUCUUCACGCACCGCUGCAACUAAACCCUCUCGCUCGUCUAAACAUGGCGCCGCCGGAAGUCACAUCAUGACCCCGUGGGACAGGCGUGCCGAGACUCAGUCGGCAAAGAAGCGUCGCCACGAGGGCGAGGCGGAGGUGGAACGACAGAGAGUGGAGGAGCUCGUGAAAGAAAAAGAAAACGGCAUCGAACAGUUUAUUAUCAGUGGCGACCAAAAAAAGCUCGUGGCCUCGUUCUACGCGCACCAUCUCUGCGUGUUUGACAUCGAAAGCCAGAAGCAUACUCAGACCCUCGAAAACGAUAACUCCUUGCUGCUGCUCCACGUGGCCGCACUCACCUGGGAUGGCUCGCAUCUGGUGCAUGCAAAUUACGAUGAAAAUGACAAGGUGAGCUACGUGACUUUAUGGGAUUGCGAAACCGGCGAAGUGAAAAAAAGACUGAAGAGAGAAACUGAUGUGUUGGCGCUGGGUAUCACCAAUGAUGCAUCGCGCAUCGUUAUUGGCAAGGCGCCCAAUCAGCUCCACAUCUGGGAUCCUAUGCGCCCAAACUCUCUGCGCAGGGCACGUGGUUACGACGGCCUUCAGUUCGGCGUGGGCUCCAAGAUCUUCCUGCAAGAGGACACCUCACGAGCCGUGGUCUUUGCCGGGGACAUUUCUGUCUGGGACCUAGACAAGGGCACAGCACUCGCCGUGUUCACGCCGGACACCCGCGUGCUGUGCUGCCAGGCGCUGUUCUCGGGACAGCUUGUUGUCUUCGGAUUGUACGAGCGCCAAGAGCUGGUGGUCCUCAGGCUGUCCGGCAAAUCAGUCCCGCGCCUCGACGAGACGGGUGGCAUGGAACUGUUCGGAGAAACAACCGGCGACACGACAGACGAAGAGGCAGACGAGGAGGGGGAAUAACUCGAGUAUGGCCGACUUGACGUCCAUGGUUCGAUGUACUGUCUGCAAACAUUUCGCUUACAGCUUUGAAGAUCUGCGAACCAGGAUCCCUGCACGGUAAUAAGGUUGUAAAAUGGGGUGGAAAGAAUUGUUAAAAGGGAAAAGAUAAAUAUAGUUAUAUAGAAUCAUGACGUUAAAAAUGAAAUUAUGUUGUCUGGUUAAAAUGAGCAAGCCGGAUGAGGCAACUUUGAGGGCUGUAGGUUGGGCACCCCUGCCUUAAACUGUCUAACAUGCCCUGUUACUUGUGUUUACACGAGUUGUUUAUGGCCUAUAUGUCCUGCAGAGAAAGGAUGGCUAGAAAGAGUGAAAAAAAUAUUUAUUCUUCCCCUUUUGACAUUGACCAAUUGUACCAAAACAGUAUUUGAAACUAGCAACUCUGGCCAGUGCAUAUCUUAAUGCAGAUUAUUCUACAAUAGGUGUACCAUAAAUUUUACAGUUCAGAUGAUUUAGUAAUGAAAUGGUUUAAUUCCUGUGAAGGAUGCUGCCCUCACUAAAUAACAAGCAAUUAUUUUAGUUGUAUGGGUUUGUUUUGAAUAAAUAUCUGUUGAGCAAUAAGACAAUGGAGAACCACUCUUCAGCUUGCCAAUAUUCAAAAUGCCAUAUCUAAUGCUGAACAGCAGUAUUAAAAGUGAUCAUAUAUAUAAUAAUCUGUGAUGAAACAUUUUGUGAACUUUGAACAUUUCUUCCUUAAGGUAUGUGCUGGCAAAAUGUGGGACUCUUCUAGAAUUUGUUUUAAAAUAGUUAUCCAUCUGUGAUACAUAAUCUGACCUGAUAUUUUAGUGUUUGCUCAAUUUACUUUGUGUGGAAUAUUUCUAUGAUAUACUCAUAUUUAAUAAAACAUUUGAAAUUUGUC
Messenger RNA from Pomacea canaliculata, 7862 nucleotides. RefSeq lists its product as uncharacterized. Lineage: Eukaryota; Metazoa; Mollusca; Gastropoda; Architaenioglossa; Ampullariidae. The coding region runs from base 596 to 6970 and encodes 2124 amino acids. The transcript is spliced from 29 exons. Gene Ontology annotation, molecular function: protein binding. The record is from RefSeq and is a predicted model, not a curated record.